This is a messenger RNA of Moneuplotes crassus, 1103 nucleotides long. The record is from the annotation of a GenBank genome assembly. Lineage: Eukaryota; Ciliophora; Spirotrichea; Euplotida; Euplotidae.
AUGGAGUCAGAAGACAUUCCAAGAGUUCUUAUAACAGGUGUAACAGGUUUCCUAGGAUCCUGGGUGCUCAAAACAUUCCUUGAAUGUGACACUGAAUUCCAAAUAAGAGCUACAGUCAGAGAUCCCACAAAUGAAGCAAAAAUUGGACCUUUAAGAGAAUCUUUAGGCGAAAAAUUUGAUAAUGUUGAAUUAGUUCAAGCUGAUUUGACAGAUGCAGCUUCACUUGAGCAAGCGAUAGAGGGAUGCGAUUAUGUGGUGCACACAGCUUCUCCAUUCCCAGCUAAACCUCCUAAACGGGAGGAAGAAAUCAUUAAGCCAGCAGUAGAAGGAACGAAAGCUGUUUUGGAAGCUUGCAGAAAUCAUAAUGUGAAAAGAUUAGUCGUGACAUCAUCGAUUGUAGCUAUUAUAGACUACAAAAGAGAUAUGAAUGGAACAGUAUGCACUGAAGAAGAUUGGCUUGAAGACUUCAAAUCAUCCACAGCGUAUCCAAAGAGUAAAACUUUGGCAGAGAAAGCAGUUUGGGAGUUUACUGAAUCAUUACCUGAAGAAGUAAAAUUUGAUGCAGUUACUAUCAAUCCAGGAUUUAUUCUUGGACCAAUUCUCGUCAAAAGUCCAUUCUCAUCGGCAGACGUUCUCUCAAAGAUCAUGAGAGGAAAAUAUCCUGGGCUCCCAAACAUUUAUGUCCCAAUGGUUGAUGUGAGAGAUGUUGCAGAAGCCCAUCUCAGAGCAAUAACAUUAAAUCCUCCUGCUGGAAGAUACCUUGUCACUGAAAGCACAUACCAAUUCACGUUCUUAGGACAAACUCUUGCUGAUGAAUUUGGUCAGUAUGGAUAUAAGCCAAACAGAAAAAUGCUAAAGUAUUGCUUUGCUAAAUUUGGCUCUUUCUUCAUCUCUGAAGUAAAGACAAUCCUAUCUCAGUGGGGAAAGAACGUAAGCACUAGUAAUGCAAAGGCUAUCGAGCACUUGAAUAUGGAGUUCAGAGAUACAAAACAGACAGUCAUCGACAUGGGAUACUCCCUCAUAGACCAGGGAUAUGUACCUGAUAAAAGAAAGUAACUAGCAUGUGUACAGAUUUGAUAGUAAACUUUCAAUAUUAAUACUAG